AUUUUGUUACAAAUAUUUUGUUUAAAUUACAGUUUAUUUACAUGCAGUAAUUGUAUCAUGAAACAGUUAUAUCUGAAAAGUCGAUCUUAGUAUCUUGGGUUUGAGACUUUUGAUCGAUUAAUAUCGGUUAUAAUUAUCAGGGCCUACAACCUUAUGGUAAAUAGCGUUUCAGCAUCUUGGGAUAAGUAAUAAACAUACAGUAUUAUAGUCCUUACAAUUAUCAUAAUACUCUCACCAAUGACCUGAUAAGAAAAGAUUAUUUAAAAAUGUAUUUCGAUAAAAUAUUUCCGGGUACUCAAUAAUCUGUAUUCAGUUUCUUAACAGGAAAAAUAUGCAAAACAUUUUACAGCACUAUCGUUUGCCCAUUUAAAAAUAAUGUUAAAGACAGAUUAGGAGAAUAACGUAUUUUAUUGUGUAAAACAGCUUUUAAAAUAAACAUAUAAAGUGAAUCCAAUUAAUGUUUAUCUUUUCACACCUACAUUUCUCCACAAAAUACAGAGGCUGACCAUCAUCACGUAUUAAUGUAUUUGAAGCGAAACAGCGUAUCUCAAGGCGCGGUCGCGUAUAGCGGCAUCUCUCUUACGCUGCUAGAAAGAACUAGCCAUUUUCACAAACGUAAUUGAGUGCCAAUAGUCUAAUUAAAAUAGGCCUAUGUACAAUUUAUAUUUGCUAUACAUCUCAAAAUUUAGCUUUUACGAGCCAGGAAAGUUUAUAACAAUUACGCAAUAACUCCAUUGAUUUUAAAAUGCUCUUCUCUAUCUUUGGCUACCGGCCAGUUCUGGCAAAGCAAUUUUAUGAGAAGUAUUAGAACUAACAAAAUAUAGAGUCAACUAAUUAAAGAUAACAAUGUCUAGUUAUUUAAGUUCAUCCAAUAAGCUUCGCUCAUAAGUAAAUUUCGCAAAAAAAUAAUGAUAAUUUGUUUUGUGCGCUAAGUGUUAUACUAACCUUGAAAACUCGAGAUAAACAUAGUUAUUCUUACUUACAUCAAUAUCCACGAACAAUGUGCAGACGAGUGAUAGAAAAACCGCAGAAUGGGAACUCAAGCAUAGCUGUUUUUAUGUACAUUAACUAUAAUAACGUUCUUAAGUCAAUGUUUUUGCAAAACCAUAUGUUGUGGCAUAGUUUUCAUAAGCCGUUGUCGAUUAGUACCGAUUGUACAAUGGGCGUUACACACCUAUUUCAUGUAUAUCGAUAUUAAAUGUAAUGCUAAACAUAAUUACGACAAGUUUCGUAACAUUAACACCAUGUGCACCUGAGCACUGCACAGUUCUCGGGCUCACGUGACUAGGUGACUGUUGAAAGAAUUUAACUAAAUAUAGUUUUGAAUUUCGAUGUUUUUAUACUCCUUUAAGUUGACCAUGUUAAGUAUGGAGCCUUAAUGGAUAUCAUCGACGCUGCAUUUCCUGUUAUUGUCCGCCAGCUGCAUAGAAACUGUCUGAAUGACGUAAAUCGUCAUGAACCGCUGAUGUAGCGAAAUUUGUAAUUAGUUAUUAACUCAAAAUUGUAUGCAUUCCUAUUUCUAAUAUCGAGUAGGUCUCACGCAUUAAUUAUUGUAAUUUUUAUAAGUAAUAAAUUAGCAUUUAAAAUCAUUUUUGGUUUUUUUUCUAUCUGCCGUCUGCAGUAUACGUAAUUGGCGCAGUCGGUAGGAUACUCGCGGGCCGGUUCGCGAGCAAUAGAGUCAUCUCAUAUCGAUAUUCGCGUUCGCGAGUCGCCCGGGCGGCUUUCAAGCCACAUCCUGAGUAUCCUGAAUCUACGGGACAACUGCGGAGCCAGGCGGAGAAUCCAGACAUCGAUUCGCAGAGAAAGAACCAAUAUGAAACUUAUGACUCUGCUGCUACUGACAAUACAUGCGACGCAUCCUCAAGAGAUAAGACUUGAGACCCUAGCUGAUGGGCCCGGACUAUUACCAUACAAACUGGGACCGACACGACUAACCAUACACUAUCAUUCCUUUAUACAACCCAUUGACCUCAACGAUAUUGAAAAUAAAAUCGACUCUGUACAGACUCAACUUAAUACAUUUAGGACUAAACUCGAUAACGAAACUUACCUACUCUAUGAAUAUCAAAUUGAUUAUCUUACUAAUAAGGUUGGCAAAUUACUACACCAAAUUAAAUCUUUAGAACCUGUUAGAGUUAAAAGAGGUCUUAUAGAUGGCCUAGGGUCUAUAGUAAAAAGUGUCACUGGCAACUUAGACUACCAAGAUGCCCUUAAAUACGACGAGGCUCUUAAAACCUUACAGACCAACGAAGGCAAAUUAACAUCAGAAUUUAAUAGCCAUCUGAGUCUUUGCAAAGAGUGGAUGUCCCAACACAAUAAAGUGUUAGAACAACUAACUUUAAAUCAAAUAAGAGUUAAUGCCACUUUAGAACUACUAUUACAAAAAGAAGCUUAUAGGGACUAUAGCUUAAUUAAAUUUGCGAAAUUCGCACAAAUCUUAGGAAUUAUAACAAACAACGUAGAAGAUUUAAUGUUAGAAAUAAUCAGAUUAGAAAAUAUGAUGGCUUUUAUACGCGCAUCUAGUACUCAUCAUUCCAUGAUUGAUAUAGAGGCCUUGCAGUCAAUGAUAGAUAGAUUAAAAUCCCUUUAUACUCCAAAUCAAAUUCUAAAUUUAGAACUUAGAGAAUAUUACAGCUUAAUCAAGCCAGGAUCUUAUUUCAUCGAUAAACGUAUAGUAAUAGUAUAUAAUUUUCCAAUUGUUUCCCAAGAUACAUAUGACCUAUACAAACUAUCCAUUGUACCCAACAAAAGACAACUUGCCCUUAUUCCUUCCUCUCCUUAUAUAGCAACAGAUGAGAAAUCGUUCGUGUACAUAGAGGCUGAAUGCCCGAAGUAUAGCAGUACUUAUCUCUGCGAAAAGAAGACCGGCCAGCAGAUCCAGUCGAAACCUGAUUGUAUUCAGAAACUCAUCGUUCAUCAGAGUCUAGAGAAUACUUGUCAAUUCACGAAGAUAUCUCUCAUCAAGGAAGCAGUAGAAAAAUUAGACGACCAACAUUACGUGCUGUCUCUACCCGAACCUACCAAAGUUCAGUUGGCAUGUGGGAGAAAGGACUUCAACACACUUCAAGGAAGCUACCUCGUAACCAUCCCUAUGGGUUGCUAUCUACAGACUCCAGAAUUAACUAUAAUAAACGAUGACAACGCGAUAAAGGGUCAACCAUUGAAACUAGCGAAGAUACCAUACGAUGAAAUGAAUCUGACUGCCGUCUCUACCCACAUCAAUUUCAGCUCGAUCGAUCUGGAAGACUUACACAGCAUCCAAACUAAAUUCAUGUUGGGAAAACCUAUUGACAUCGAGGAGAUUCAACCAACUGCCCUGUACCACACAACCAUCCCACUAUACGUCAUAUUACUGGGCGCAAUCCUAUUUUUCACUCUGAGAUUAAUUCGCAAAUACAAAUGUUGGAGACUAAAAUCAGAAGAUAAAGAAAAGCAGUCAUCUCUUGAGAUACAUACAUACGAAGACGUCAAGAAAAAUACCAGAAAACGAGAUGACUUUCCAGCAACAUUUUCUCUUAAUAUGGUCAAAAAUAGUUGCUGAUCUAUGGGUGGAGGUGUUAAGUAUGGAGCCUUAAUGGAUAUCAUCGACGCUGCAUUUCCUGUUAUUGUCCGCCAGCUGCAUAGAAACUGUCUGAAUGACGUAAAUCGUCAUGAACCGCUGAUGUAGCGAAAUUUGUAAUUAGUUAUUAACUCAAAAUUGUAUGCAUUCCUAUUUCUAAUAUCGAGUAGGUCUCACGCAUUAAUUAUUGUAAUUUUUAUAAGUAAUAAAUUAGCAUUUAAAAUCAUUUUUGGUUUUUUUUCUAUCUGCCGUCUGCAGUAUAC
Trichoplusia ni (cabbage looper) is the source of this 3822-nucleotide messenger RNA. RefSeq lists its product as uncharacterized. The record is from RefSeq and is a predicted model, not a curated record. NCBI's taxonomy places the organism in Eukaryota, Metazoa, Arthropoda, Insecta, Lepidoptera, Noctuidae. Bases 1814 to 3541 code for a protein of 575 amino acids. The transcript is spliced from 2 exons.